This is a messenger RNA of Mitosporidium daphniae, 1053 nucleotides long. RefSeq lists its product as uncharacterized. NCBI's taxonomy places the organism in Eukaryota, Fungi, Microsporidia. The coding region runs from base 1 to 1053 and encodes 350 amino acids. The record is from RefSeq and is a predicted model, not a curated record. The transcript has a single exon.
AUGAACACGAUCAAAACACUCAGCACCCUUGCACUCAUAUUACUUGUACGUAGCGUACUGAGCAAAAUUUUGAAUAUUGAAUAUCUUUGCAACUUCAUAGGAGACAAGUUUAUUCCGGAGGUAUUUAAAGGAGAAGAGCCAGUAGCUGUAAACAAGGCCAUGAAAACAAUAUUUUCGCUUUCUAAAAAUAAUUUACUGAAUCAAGAAUACGCGAUUAGCCCAGAGGUCUACGAUAAGAUUAUGGACACCAUUCUACAAGUCUCCAAUUUCAAUCCAUCAGAUGUUUACAAGAAGGUACAGGAUCUGAAAAUCUUGCCAUAUGAUACCGAGCUAAGAGCCUUUGGAGAUCAGACCAAGUCUGUUGUUUUCUUUUGUGGAUAUACAGGACAUGCAAUGUUGUGUGAAAUUUUCAAGGUCGCCUCUCCUGAUCCCAAACAUGAGCAUUUAUGGAAGGUCCUCAUUUACAACACUGGCGGUGGAUUAAAGCAUCACCCAUGGUACCAUGUUGGUCCAACGAUAAAAUUUUCACCAGUGGUCGUAUAUGAAGGUCCUCCAUUUCUUAUCAAUGAAAACUGGAUUGAGGCUGCAUUGAAUUUUGGCGAGUAUAAAAAGGUUAUCACGAACUUCUAUCCCAGACUUUUCGGCGAUUUUGAUCGAUCCAAUGAAAUUUAUGACGUUUUUAUUGAUCCACAAAGGGGAGGAACAUGUGCUUUUUCAUCUUAUCACGCAUAUUUUAUCUUUAAGCUUAAAAGGAAAAACUAUAAUGAGAUCUUUGCAAUUGCAUCUUUAAUUGCGCUGCAGCAUUUUGUAUCUCAAAAAGAUCCUGAUUUUGUUUCAGAAGAAUAUCGCACAAAGUAUGCCUUUUCUUCUAAAUCGAAGCUAAGGCAAUCAAGUGAAAGCCAAGAAGACGCCGAAAACUUUAUCUACAAAGCAUUAUUAUCUGAUAAAAAUGUUUUAAAUGAAAUCGAAAGGUUUCACUUUUUAAGAUGGAAUUUUGAUUUGGUUGAUACGAUGUUCAAAUAUCUCGUUGAAAUUGGCAAUUGCAUUUCAUGA